Molecule: messenger RNA, 2919 nt
Organism: Pyrenophora tritici-repentis Pt-1C-BFP
Lineage: Eukaryota; Fungi; Ascomycota; Dothideomycetes; Pleosporales; Pleosporaceae
Source: RefSeq, a predicted model, not a curated record
AUGAAGGAUGAUGCUGGACACAUGACUGCAGCACGAAGCACCCGCGAACAGCACACGGCGCUACGUAAGCCUACAGGCAGGGGACAUCUCGCCCAAAUGGACGGCGCAAGCUACAACAUGGACGUGGACGAUCUGUUCGGAGACUCGGAACAUGUCAACAUCACCACUAUCAACACAAUCCCGCCACUAAAAGGCCUCGACGGGCGCAUUGACGAGCUAGCGUCCAGUGGCUGUUGCCAGAAAAUCUCAUGGUCUAAGAAUGGCUGCGUGGCAUACAUCAGUCCUGAUGGCUACUCUGUCAACCUGAAGAUCUUCUCGUAUGACCCUGAGACCGGCAAAUGGAACCUUGGGAAGGCUGUUCCACUGGAAUUCCCACAGAAUCGGGAGGUCUUUCCAUUAACCCACCUGUCAUGGAGUCACCUAGGCAAUGAUCUUGCCGUCAUGGACGAAGCAGGUCGUGUCAUGGUCUUCUCGUGUGCCAUGGCCUUGGACCGCAUGCAAUUCAGCAGAGCCGAUAUACCUCAUCCUGAAUCCGAAGUAGAUGCAGUCGUAGGCAUGCACUGGCUGGCGAUUCUGCCUUAUUCGCAAAAAAACCUCAUUGCUUGGUCAGCUGCCCGAGAGGGAAACAAGUGGAAGUGGAAUAUCAGACAACACUUGUUCAACAACGCGCAUCAUCCCGUCGAUGGCAAAGCGUCUCUCAUUUACCUCAAGAGGCACGGCGAACUCAAGCUUCGCUUCCAGCAGAAUGACAACUACUGGCAAGAAGCAUCUGCCCAGCUUGGGCCCAUGCUCUCAACAAAGGAGCCCUUUACCCAUGCAGCGUUUGCGUCCAACAAUGACAACACUCUUCUGUUGACAGCCUACGACGUCAAGAGAAGGCUUUACCUGUAUCGUAUCGAAACAGUCUGGAACGUCCCAGCAGAUAAGCGCAGUCAAAAUGCAGGUCCAUUCGAGAAACCAACGAUUCAGGUCUCAUUAAUAGCCAUGGAAGACGAUUGUAACCCCGUUGACAUGACAAAUGACGAUCUGAGUAACGGUACAGAAUCGAGGGGCACAGCUGCUGCUCAACUAACCCACCUCAACUUCCUUCCCGUUACACCCCAGCAGGACGAUGUCUCUAUACCCACCAUCCAGGCCAUAUUCUGCAAACCACCAAAUCCCAUAUCAUAUGACUUAAAUCCCCAGGAGUCGCGUUACAGCAUCGUCGUCAAAUGGGAAGUGCAUCAAGAGCAAAAAAGUCAGCUACAUCCAAGUCUGGACCAGGUCACGUCAAAGAAGAAAAGCGUCAGUUCAAUACCUGCUCAAAAUACCUUUGUACUCAAGAGGCAGCUUGAUUUUGCACUCCAUGCAGUCGUCUUAGCCUUCUACCCCAUUUGGUAUGAUAUGCUCUUUGCCUUUUGCUACAGCGACGGUGCAAUAGAGUUCAGGAAACGUUCUACUAUGGAGGGUAUCCUGCCAGAUGACAACACCGACACCGUGACCUCGCUCUUACAAGCCGGAUACAUUUUCCAACAUGCCGAGCCUUCACUACAUGUGGCUUUCUCGCCCAACCACUGCAUAGCUGUGUGUAUGCAACUAGAUGGUACUACAAAGCUGCGCUCGAUGGAGUACUCACAUGGCACACUAGCUACAGGCGAUGACGAGCCACAGCACUCAGCAGCACUUGCAGCACUAACUCUCCAAUUCGCUUCAGCCGCGAACCAGUACUUCUCGAGCGACGACAUCUUCGCCAUUGUCGGACCAAUCAGCGAAAAGCGAAAACACGACUUCGUCAACCAUCUCUUUGAGGGUCUCCAAGUAAACAUCGACUGCGGAAUUGAUGAGAACGCAACCAAUCACUUCAUCUUGAUGGGGCGGUCACCCUUCUUCGUCAAAAAUCUUUCGGCAAUGCAUCUUCUGGGACUUGAAGGUGGCAUCAAGCGCUCACUCAGCAGUAAAAUGGCUUGGAUGAUCCUCAACGUCAAGUACCUUACACAGAUCUUGACGGCCGUGUUCCGUCUACAUGGCGACCCAGGGAAAACGAACCUCAAGGCCGAAUACGUGCCCCCAAUGAUUGGAACCUGCAGAUGGACCAUGCACUUCAUGGCAUACAUACUGGACGAACUCUUCACCCUAGGACGCGCCCUGUCCGACAUCCCCCCGGUUGAACUAACGCGUGAAGUCCUCGAAGCCAAAAUGCACGAGCUCAAUAACCCCUCCGUCCUCUUCCUCCUCUCCGCCUUCCCUCGCGCCAUGAUGAAAAUGUGGGCGCAACCAAUUCAAUGGGUGAAACGCAGCGCCGAAGCCCACACCGCCAACCCAAACGCACCCACGCCCUCCCCCGAAGCAAAAAAGCUCUUCACCCCCCUCCUCUCUGCCGUCACCGAAUUACCCUUUGAAUGGCGCUGGUUCGAAGUCCUAAUCUGCGAAACACAAAACCACGUCCGCGGCAUCUACAGACAACGCUCCCAAUCAGAAGCCCAACGCAACGUCCUCGAGCGCCAGCUCCUCGUCGGCAAAAUCCCUGAUAUCCUCUUUCCAGUCGCUAAACGCCUCGUCACUGAUACCCUCUGGAAUAGCAACCAGGCAAACGCUUGUCUGGCGGAUAAACUUGAUCUGGGAAAACUCAUGUUCUUCGAUACUACGUGGUUGGGUCUUGAAACUUCUAAACGUGCGGCUACAUGGCAUGAUACACAUGUCGUAGAUGUGUGCCAGAAGAUGAUUAUCCGUGGUACGGGCACGGUUACGCAUCCGGUCAAUACGGGGCAUGGGUCGCGCAAUCGCAGCGAUAGCAUUGCUAGUGCUGCGGGGGCGAAUGGGGAGGACAAGAAGAGGAAGGGGAUGUUGAGGCAGUGUGUGAGGUGUGGUUCUUGUAUGGAGGAUGUGUUUCCGGGGCUGCAAGGCUGGAUGCUGGUUGAAAGCAAGGGAAAGGCGAAAUGA